AUGAUGAUGCCCUGGGCGCUGCUGCUCCUUCUCCUGGUCAGCUUCGGCUCACCUGCACCCAGGCUUUCGGAAAAAGAUAUCUGCCUCCUAGACAACAAUAAAUUAAGACAAAGGUUAAAACACCUUCAAGACUUGCUUUACUUAUAUGAACUGCAACUGAAGGACAUCCUGGAGAACACUUACCAUAGAACAAAAAGUGGGCUGUUCUCAGGCAACAGGAGCGUGCAGCAUGAGGUGCUUUUACCCACAACCAGUGGAAAUUUGAUAGUCUAUGACCAAGAUUGCUCUGCGUUGUAUAAUCGGAAGAAGACCAAAAAUGGCUACUACCGGAUCAGGCCCAGAGCAGACCGAGAGCCUUUCCUGGCAUACUGUGACAUGUCUGACGGCGGGGGCUGGACCGUCAUUCAGCGGCGGAGUAACGGCAAGGAGAAUUUCAACAGGAAAUGGGAUGAUUACAAACUGGGAUUUGGGAAAUUCCAGGGCAAGAAUGAUGAAUACUGGCUGGGCAAUGACCACAUCUAUGACCUGCUCGCUAGAGGAGAGAACUCAUUAAAGAUUGACCUGAUGGACUGGCAUGGGGAAAGACGUUAUGCAGUCUAUGAAAAUUUCCAGCUUGCGAAUGAGCAGGACAAUUACAGGUUAUGGUUUGGCACCUAUUCUGGUAAUGCUGGCGACGCUCUGUCUGGUGGGAGCAAUUUUGAAGAUCAGUGGUCAGCCUCUCACAGAGGGAUGCCGUUCACCACAUCUGACAAGGAUCACGAUCGAUUCCUGGCAGGCAACUGUGCAUUAGAGAACAAGGGCGGCUGGUGGUUUAACAGGUGCCAUGCUGUAAACCUCAAUGGACGAUACUACAGAACAGGAAGGUACAAUGGAUCCCAUGACAAUGGCAUCGUUUGGUCUACGUGGCAUGGGAUGUGGUACUCGCUAAAAUACUCGGCCAUGAAAAUCAGGACUCCAUUCUUUGUUGACAGCGAGAGUGGAGAUGGUGAGAACAGUCAGGGCAGCUGA
Messenger RNA from Pelecanus crispus (Dalmatian pelican), 1008 nucleotides. Its product is annotated as fibrinogen-like protein 1. The record is from RefSeq and is a predicted model, not a curated record. NCBI's taxonomy places the organism in Eukaryota, Metazoa, Chordata, Aves, Pelecaniformes, Pelecanidae. Gene Ontology annotation, molecular function: protein-macromolecule adaptor activity; extracellular matrix structural constituent. Gene Ontology annotation, cellular component: fibrinogen complex. Gene Ontology annotation, biological process: blood coagulation; positive regulation of heterotypic cell-cell adhesion; platelet aggregation.